AUGUCACAUCCUGUCACAUCUCGUCACCUCCCGUCACAGCCCAUCCUGUCUGCAUUAGCUUUGGUUCCUGCGUCUGCCCUGAAUGCUGACCAUUAUCCUUAUGGUUCUGUGCAAGAAUGUGGCAUCCCACGGAUCCGAGACAAUGAGGGGAGAAUUACAAAACCGGAGAUCACUUUGGCCGAGUCCCGGGGAGCAGUUGUCCAGCGGGUGCUCAUGUGGUACGAGGGGCCACCACCACCGUUUACGCCAUCUACGCCGUUUGGACCAUGCACACCAUGCACACCAUGCACACCGUUUAUACGGUUCAGACUGCUGGGCGCGAGCGGGCACCGCCGACGGUUCGCUUUGCUAUGCAGUUUUUGCUGCCAGGGCAAUAGACGCGAGCCCCGCUUUGUACAGGCAUUCUGGGUGAUUUGCGAUUCGCGGGGCGCGGCGGGGGCACAGGGAACGAGACCCCGCUGGUGCGGGUUAGCCGCCAAGGUAUUUUUAGCAAGUGGGGCGGGCGCGAGAAUGGCGGCCGGCCGAAACGCAAGGCCAGUGGGUGGUCAUCUCACACGGCGCGGGCUGCGCGAUUUAGUGCGCGGACGCUGCUGA
Messenger RNA from Zygotorulaspora mrakii, 594 nucleotides. RefSeq lists its product as uncharacterized. Lineage: Eukaryota; Fungi; Ascomycota; Saccharomycetes; Saccharomycetales; Saccharomycetaceae. The coding region runs from base 1 to 594 and encodes 197 amino acids. The record is from RefSeq and is a predicted model, not a curated record. The transcript has a single exon.